CCCAGACAUCGCAGGUUGACACAUCCUCCACCACAAAGACGCAUCUCUUCUACUCGUCUCUUCUUCUUCUUCGCUGGCACGCUGCUGCGGUGUAAAACAACAGCACGGAGGGAGCAGAAGCCAUAAGAUGAAGAAACGUUAUGUGGACGCGAACAGGCUACGGAAAAUGAAAAAACUGAAAAUAACGGAGAAGCUGUCUGAAAGUGCGUACACCUUCCUGAAGUUUAUGGUGAUGUGGACACUGGUGCUGCUGGCAGACUUCAUACUGGAAUUCAGACUGGAGUACCUGUGGCCCUGCUGGCUCUUCUUCGGGAGCGUCUACACCACUUUCCACUGCCAUGGGCUGGUUAUUUGUGUUGUUUUUGUGUGCGCUGCCUUCACUUUGGACAUCUUUUGCUUAAUUUUUGUACCAUUGCACUGGCUGUUCUUUGUGGCGAGCACCUAUGUAUUAUUCAAUUACAUAUGGCACACAGAAAAGGGCAUCUGUAUAUCCACAGUGUCCCUGUGGCUGCUGCUGGUUUACACAGAGGCAUCACUUCGACUUAAAGACCUGAAAACCUCUCAUGCCAAUCUGUCUCAUCUUUUUGCUGCGCACUGCAUUGGUUAUCCUGUGGUAUAUCUGGGGUUUGAUGCCACCUGCUACUUCACCAACAUUUUUAAGCUGCGCAUACAGAAAGCAGUGCAGAGUGAGAAUGACUUCCACAUGCACCUGCUGCAGCACUCCCUCCCUCCAGGCCUGCAGGUUUACCCCAAGACCGGCACAGAUGGCAGCAGCAAUUCAAAGUGGAAGAUAAAGCCUGAGUUCAGCCAGUACCAGUGUCAGUUGGUGGCUCAUGACGAGGCCCAUACCAUCGACUGCCUCCAGAUUCACAGUGAGGACAGAGCAGCAGAGCGGGGGUCGCAGGAGGUCAGGUCGUCUGACUCCAACCGGCGACCGCCUUCAUCCAAACCCAGUGUGGUCGAGUCCAGAGAUCAGCUCCACAGCGGGGCGGGAGGACCUGAACCCUCCAUGACCCCGGAUAAUCUACCUCAGGAGGAGCAGGGAAGCAAAGCCACGCGGCCAGCCAAGACCUCCUCGCCAAAGACCCGCAGAGGCAGCCCAAAUACUCCUUCACCACCUCCGGGCAGGACGGAGAAAAAACAGAGGUCCAGCUCAAAAACGGUCAGCCCCAACCGGGACAUGACGGACAGGAGCGCUGCAGCUGCUCAGAACCACCACAUGGAGCAGAUGAACAAGCUGGAGCAGGAGCUGAGGAGGCUGAAAGGCGAGUUGCAGACAAGCAGGCAGAGCGAACAGGAGCUGAGAAGUCACAUUUGUAAUCUGACAAACAGCGAACGGAGCCUAAGACCCGAGGUGUCCCUGCUCAGACAGUCCAACAUGCUGCUCCAGAGCAAGAUUCUGUGUCUGAGCAAAACCAAGCAGAGGGACAAACAGACCAGUGCGAUGCUGGAGAAGAAAACCAGAGCAGAGACAGAGGCCAGACUCUCCAUCGAGAAGCAUUUGGCUGAGCUUCAGGCGCAGAAACUGGAGGAGGCGGCGAGUACAGCACGGAGUCUAACAAACAGGCAGGAACACUCUGAAACCCAAAUGUUAAGGAAAAGAGUUAAAGAUCUAGAGACAGAGUACAAACAACUACAGCUGGAGUAUCAAGUGAAAGAGAGUCGUGUGGUAGAUCUAGAGAGUGAUGUUGAGGCUUUGGGAAAGUACCGCUGUGUGGAGAAAGAGACGGACAUGCUGCUGUCCACUCUGUCAGCCAUGCAGGAGAAAGCUCAGCAUCUGGAGUACAACCUGAGCGCUGAGACUCGCAUCAAACUGGACCUGUUCUCGGCUCUGGGAGACGCUCGCAGGCAGCUGGAAAUCGCUCAAGAUAAGCUGAUGAAGCAGGACAGGGAGAUCAGUGAGAUGAAGCAGAAGAUCGCCGAAGUGAUGGCGGUCAGUCCCGGGGUUUCCUACAUGGCCCCUCGGCCCCCGGUGCCGCAGUAUCUCACCAAACUCCUCACCUCCGAGCGUUACGUCCUGAAUCCACGAGCGCUCAUGUACCAGUGUCUGAAGAAGUAACGGACACCACGUCACCUGAUCGCACCUCCAGCGUCAAAUACAAAGUAGGAGGAGCUAAUGGAAACGAGCUACACGACAUCUUCUUCCAGCCAUGAGCGAAACAAGACGAGCCUCCACAAGCCGGAUGCCUUUUGCCGCACUGUUGGUGCUAAUGUUAUUCUGAACAUUUCCUGUUUCCUCCCACAUCGAGGGUGAGAAAUUUGGCAUCCGACGCCGAGCUGCAGAGGCCAAGUCAGGAUGCUCCAGUAAAAGCACAACAUUCCUGUACAUUAUGAUCAUCUGGUGCUGGAAAAAACAAGGGAAGGAAGGAGGAAAAUUAAAAAAAAAAAAAAAGUUUCUGGAAACCAAUUCAACCCAAAUGUUCUGCCCCGUUUGACUCUUCGGCCCAGAUGAGUUGAUAUUAACGAGGCGUUUACUGACAUCAGGUGAUUUCCAGACCUGUUGUCGGGUCAGUAAAGCUGAUUUUGGCAAGAUUUCAUUCAGUCUAAUUUUUUUUAAAGAUCUCUUGGCAAGAAUUUUGUCUUAAAAUGUUCAUAUGAAAGAGGUAAUCGGCGCAUAUUACGCAUAAAUCUCUCUGCUCUAUUUAUUAAGUUCCACUUGCAAGCGAAGAACGAUUCAUUUACAAUUGUCUCUCUUCAGAAUCGGCCAUGUUUGAAACUUUUCAGGCAAGUAUGCAAACACUAAACAUGUUAAUGUCUGUGCCUGUAAAUAGUGGAUUAGAAAUGUGAUUAUUGAGAAGUUCAGAUAAACCCUGUGGGCUCAGCAGAUUUUUUGUCAGAAGAUGCCACUUUGGAGUUUUUUUAGGGAACAGUUUGUGUGACGUUCGUGGACCUGAUUGAAUAACAGGUGACUCUCACAGCAAACUGAAGUGAAAGAAGUGAGAGGAAAUUGACACUGACUUUAGUGGCUCCAGAUUUUUUCCAUGAGCUCAAGCGGAGUUGUGAAUAACUUGGAAUGAUUUUGACCAAACCUGGUUUCUGAAUUUAAUUACUGUGCCUAUAUACAUUACUUUCAACUUGGGAAGUAAAACUCUAAAUUAAUGUUAAAGAGUAAUGUGUUUGAAUUGAAGUGCUAUGUACUGUUUUUGUAGUUUUUUUUUGUUUUUCGUUCUUUUUUUAAUCUCACGAUGUACAGAAUUGAAAAAUACCCACGCAGCUGAAAAACACUCAUGAAGUGGAUGUCGCCAUUUUGGUAGCUUUUUAUUUAGAGUGUGUUUCUAGGGUGUUUUAUAUCAAAAAAUAUUUUUUAGUCUUGCUGUACUUUUAUUAUACUGCUGUAAUUUUGUACGGCAUAAUGUGUUUGUCAGCAUGAAAUGUGUUUUAUCCAACUGUUAUUCGAGCACACAUUGUGACUUACGGUAUGUACAUGAAUAUAUUUGUACAAGGGCUACAAUUUCUUAAAAAUUUUGAUCAAAUGAUAAUUUCAAACACUGAUGCUCUAAGGAUUGAGAGCGUGUUCCCAGUGUAUGGAUCUAAAGGUUUUGUAUAAAUACUUGAAAUUUGUUGCA
Sphaeramia orbicularis (orbiculate cardinalfish) is the source of this 3566-nucleotide messenger RNA. Its product is annotated as macoilin-1. Gene Ontology annotation, biological process: neuronal signal transduction. The transcript has 12 exons. Gene Ontology annotation, cellular component: rough endoplasmic reticulum membrane. Lineage: Eukaryota; Metazoa; Chordata; Actinopteri; Kurtiformes; Apogonidae. The coding region runs from base 128 to 2059 and encodes 643 amino acids. The record is from RefSeq and is a predicted model, not a curated record.